This is a messenger RNA of Paramecium tetraurelia, 417 nucleotides long. RefSeq lists its product as uncharacterized. The transcript is spliced from 2 exons. Gene Ontology annotation, molecular function: zinc ion binding; DNA binding. NCBI's taxonomy places the organism in Eukaryota, Ciliophora, Oligohymenophorea, Peniculida, Parameciidae. The record is from RefSeq and is a predicted model, not a curated record.
AUGCAAUAAUAUUUAGAGGUUGGUUAUGCUUUGUCAAAUAGAGCCAGAUGUACAGGAUGCUUUUAAAAUAUUGCAAAAAAUGAAAUUAGAUUUGGGCAUGUUUUUGUGGCCCCAGGAUUUGGAUAUGACAAAAAACAUUGGUAUCAUUUGACAUGUUUAAAAUUCAUACCAAAAGGAGAUCGUAAUCAAGAUGUUCCUCUGAUUAACAUUCAUUGUUUGAAAUCAGAGGAUCAAAAGAAAGUCCAUGAUAGAUUAGAUUUCGUUAAAAAAAACUGUGGAAAAAAAUUUGCAAAAGAAUGUAAAUUAAUGGAAAAGCAAGAUGAUCAGUGUGAAUAUAUCAAAGCAGAUAAAGACAUCUUUUCAACUUUUAUUAAACAUAUGAGACACAAAUAAUAAAAGGAAUUAGGAGAGUUUUGA